Messenger RNA from Pyricularia oryzae 70-15, 219 nucleotides. RefSeq lists its product as uncharacterized. Lineage: Eukaryota; Fungi; Ascomycota; Sordariomycetes; Magnaporthales; Pyriculariaceae. The record is from RefSeq and is a predicted model, not a curated record. The coding region runs from base 1 to 219 and encodes 72 amino acids. The transcript is spliced from 3 exons.
AUGCUUUUCGCUGUCUAUGUACUGUACCAUAUUUCCGCGGUUAUGUCGGCCGAUUAUCCUCACACUACAUCAACACUUCUCGGACUCGUGCAAAAGGGUAUAAACUCGCGUCAAGACUACAAAUUUCCUGAUCUUCAUAACCCACCGAACUUGUGGCGGAGGACAUCGGAAGAUGCCAAGCCCCCGGUGGUCCAUGUGGCCGCGCCCUUCUGUACCUAG